Messenger RNA from Penicillium angulare, 399 nucleotides. RefSeq lists its product as uncharacterized. Bases 1 to 399 code for a protein of 132 amino acids. The transcript is spliced from 2 exons. The record is from RefSeq and is a predicted model, not a curated record. Lineage: Eukaryota; Fungi; Ascomycota; Eurotiomycetes; Eurotiales; Aspergillaceae.
AUGAGCUCCCCAGAAAGCCAGACCCAUGCUGCUGUUUCACUGUCAAAUGACCUGAGCCCAGCGAGAAAAGCUCAACAAAUCUUCAAAAUCCUGUUGGACGAUAUCAAUCAAAACAAGUUGGCGGAUGCCAAUUAUGCAACUGAGUAUAUGGGGCGCACAGAUACUGAGCUUCGAGCGUGUAUGGAAAUUGCUAAGCAAUUUCACAAUGCGGUUGAUGCUUUACUCAAUGUGAAGCUUUUUAUGCAUCUUCAAAAAUCCGAACUUAAGGAGGAGUUUUGGGAUCAGCAAUUUCUAUCCAUUCAGGAAAGAUAUAAGCCUUUCCCAAUGACCGCAAGAGUUUUUCUUACGGAUGGCGUGAUGAACUAUACUGGACUCUGCGGACAAGGCACACCGAAGUAA